UAUAAUUUUAAAUCAUCCAGUAAGAGAAAUUGCUAUCAAAUGAUCACAAUUCAAUUGAUAUUUAAUGAACAAUAUAAUGAUUUGGAAAAGACAAUAGACAGCCAAACAUGGCCUCAAAUCAUGUCUUUGUCAAGCAAAUAUGAAUUCAUUUCCAGAACUAUGCUUCUCCAUAACCCAAGUAAUAAACAUACCAGCAGCUUAACAUGUUUAGAAGAGCUGCAUAUUGAACUGACUUAUAUCUUCUUAUCAUUAGUAGUAGGCUAUUUCAGAUUGGAGGAGUGUUUGUGUUCACAACACAAAAGAUAGUCUGACAAAAGAUUCACUCAACUCAACUUUUCAGUAGAAGGUGCCCCGAAAGCAGAGUUGUGAAAUAAGAUAACUUCUGACUAAUAUCUUAGAGAGUACACGCUGCAUUGCUUUAUAUAGCCCCAUACAUCAGUCAUUGCAGUAAGAGGUUGUGUUUCACAUCCUUAAAAAAAGAGGCUGUGAAGAGAGAAAGGGCCUGAACAUAAGGAUCACAUUUAGUGGUUGCAGUUCAAUGCGUUCUUGGAGAAUCAGCAUGACACAGCAUUUAAUUUAUCUCUGCUGCCUGUACUAUAAUCUCAUGUACAGACCUUCACACGGAUAACUGUCGUAACGAAACUUCUAUUAGCGAGUUAGAGAAUCUAAUUUUGCAAUGCAACGCUUUAUUUUCCUGAAACAUUCAACUCUCAAUACAUUGAGCCUGGUGUAUAAAUCACAAUAUGCUUUUUACGGUUUGUUGUGACGUCGCCGUCGGUCCGAGGACACAAUAAAGAGGACGCUUGAUUGUGAAGUCAAGGGGACGAAGAUUAAAUAUCUUUCAAGCACAUACAGAAUCAGGCACACACAACCGGAGGCUGUUCGUCACACAGGCAUGUUUACAGUCUUCCAGCAGGCAGACCAUAAAGAUGUAGUGGGAGUGGGGCCCAUCCAGCAACACAUGCUAUGAUGUAACAAGAACAGGGAAGUAUUUAAAGAGGCGUUUUUCUUCGCCACACCACUGCAUCCUGGCCAUUCAACGAUUCAUUGGGCUAUUGUCACCUAGAGAGGCAUGUUAACUCCUACAACUGAAGUAACGGUAUAAGUGUGUAUUAUGUGCACAUUGAUACUAUUGUUGUACACCUUCGAUGCAGUUGUUUUUUAACCUUAUUUCUGUGUUUUUUUUCAGGAUUUGGACGAUGAUUUUAAGGCUCAUCACUUCUGAAAAAUCUUCUAUGGAAAAACAAGGAAACCAAAUGAUAGCUGGGACAAAGUUCAGCCAGAGAUAUGCCUUUAGAGAAUCCUGAAUGGUUCUUUCCUAAACUGCCCCAUUAAAGGUAAGAAUUCAUAACCAAAACUCACACUUUAAAUAAAAAAAGUGCAAUGUGUUUUGAGCUCAUGUGGGCCCAGCAUGUCCCUGUCUGCACAGUAUGUACUGAACAGCUGUGUUUCAUUUAGCAUCACUGAAACUGUUUCUUUUGGAUGUUUCUUUUGCUUAACGGAGGUGUUGAAUAAGCCACACAAUAGAUCAGGGCACUUUUCCAUUCAUUACAUUGGGAUGAAUUGGGGUCUAUCUUUUUCAGAUUUUGCAGGAGCGUCUUGUCCUGUCUACAUUACUAAUCGGCCACUCUUCAAUCCAUUUAUUGAUCAAAAUAAUUCUGUAAGAUGGUUGGAUUUGGACCUGCUGUGAAGUUUGUAGGAGCAGGAGCUGCAGGCUGCAUCGCUGACCUACUCACCUUUCCCCUGGACACGGCCAAAGUGAGGCUUCAGGUAAACAAGCUUGUUGCAAAUAUCAAAGUUAUUUCCCAUCGACACAUCACAUUUCGUCACGCAGGUACAGCUCCAAACAUUGCACGAAAUGCAAUUGUCAACUGCACUGAGCUGGUGACAUACGACUUGUUCAAGGAUACACUCCUUAAGUCCACUCCCCUGACAGAUAAUCUGCCCUGCCACUUUGCAUCAGCCUUUGGGGCUGGGCUGUGCACAACAGUGACUGCGUCUCCGGUGGAUGUGGUCAAGACAAGAUAUAUGAACGCUGCUCUUGGCCAGUACAGCAGUGUCCUCAAUUGUGCUGCUGCCAUGAUGACCAAAGAGGGGCCGCUGGCCUUUUAUAAAGGGUUCAUGCCAUCUUUCCUACGCCUGGGCUCGUGGAACGUGGUGAUGUUUGUGACAUACGAGCAGCUGAAACGAGCCAUAAUGGCAGCGAAUCACAACUUCACAGCAAUACCGUAACCAUUACUUUCUGUGAGAAAGCGGAUGUUGUUUACACAUUUAUUUACAUUUUGUUGCCUCCUUGUGUAUAUUUCAACUCUAAAUGUAAAAGUUAUCCAAACUGUGUUGAUAAGUCUC
This is a messenger RNA of Pseudoliparis swirei, 2349 nucleotides long. Its product is annotated as mitochondrial uncoupling protein 2-like. Lineage: Eukaryota; Metazoa; Chordata; Actinopteri; Perciformes; Liparidae. Gene Ontology annotation, biological process: adaptive thermogenesis; mitochondrial transmembrane transport; response to cold. The record is from RefSeq and is a predicted model, not a curated record. Gene Ontology annotation, molecular function: oxidative phosphorylation uncoupler activity. The transcript is spliced from 4 exons. The coding region runs from base 1666 to 2232 and encodes 188 amino acids.